AUGUUAAGACAAUUACUAGCUCGAACUACUGAUAGUGUCAUUCAAGAAAACCAAUAUAUAUUGGAGAAUGGUUUCAAUACACAAGCUGGUGAAAUUUCUGGAGUUAAUGGAACAUCAAAUAUUACCAAUAAUUCUGGUUAUAUAAUACCAGUGCCCUCAUCUGCUUUUAUAACUAAUAAUGAUUGUUUUCCAUUAAAAGAUAAACAUACUAUAUCAUCUAAUGAAAGUAUAAUUAAUAAUAUUAAUAUUCUACCUAAUCAUUCACAAUCAUUUAUUGAUACUACUACCGGUAAUCAAAAUUUUAAUUAUUAUAAUUCAACAUAUAAUAAUUUUACAACUAAUCAAGACUCAAUAGCUUUAAAUACAAGCCAAAUUUCCAACAAUGAAAACGGGUUUUAUUUUGAUGGAAAUGGUGGUGAAUUUUGUCAAAAUUACCUAUUUAGAAAUGAAAGUAAUAAUAAUAAUAAUUUAAACAAUACUAAUAGUACUAACUUAGGAAUUUCAGAAGGUGAUUGGAAUCAACAAUACAAUUUAUCUUUUGUACCAAUAAAUAAAAAUCAAUCAUUAUAUAAUGGUGAUAAUAAUUUUAAUGAAAUAAAUCAAAAUUAUUAUCAUAGAAAUAUUAGUAUUGAAAAUAAUAAUACAUUAGAAAUUAAUGGACAUUCAAAAAGUAUUGAUGAUAAUAAUUAUCGAAAUUCAGUAACAUCAAUUAGUUCUAUUAAUUCUGUUGGUUCGAUAUGUAGUAAACAAAAUAAUAAACCAUCUCGUAAACCAUCUCGUUCAAUAAGAUCCUCACAAGCAGCAUUCUCAGAAGCUUUCAAAAAAAUGGCACUUCUUCGUCAUAUUAGUAAUAAAUGUGAUAAUGAUUCAAAUUAUUAUUCUAUUGAUGAUGCUGAAAUUGGACCAGUACGUUGUGUAGCAUGUCUUGGAGAAUAUCCUUCUAAAAGAAGUUUAACAGGGCAUAUUGGAAGAAAUGAGAAAUGUAGAGAAAUUAUAGGUAGAAAUUAUUUAGAUCAAUUAUCACAAAAUGGUAAUAAAAAUAUUUUGAUAACUGAUUACUCUAAUGAUGGUAUCAGUCCUGUUUGCCCAUACUGUGAUAGAUUUAUUUCACAUUACAAAGGAAAUAUUAGAAGACAUAUAAAUCAAUGUUUAAAAAAUGAUAAGAAAAAACGUUGUAGAAAAAGUAAAGAAAAUAAAGAAGAAUAUGAUAAUAAUACAAUAAUGAUAAAUAAUAAUUAUGACGAUUUAAGUACAACAAAAUCUAUAGAAUGUCAUAAUAUAUCAAAUAACAAUAAACAAACACCAAGCUUUGAUGAUCCAUUUAUGUGUAAUCUUUGUUCAUUUUUAACAGUUUAUAAAGGAAAUAUGAAAAGACAUUUAAUGGCUUGUCAUAAUUAUAAUGAUGUUAUAUUUCGUACUGGAACAAUUGAUUUAGAACAAUUACAUGCAUCACGACAAGGAAAAACAAUAUCACCAACAUUAUUAAUGAGAUUAACAAAAAAAGGAAAAAAAUGUAACCAAAUUAUUGAUAAUAAUAAUAAACUUUUACCUCAAAAUACUGGUAUUGUUAAUAAUACUGAUUAUCAGACAAAAAAUAAUAUUAAAAAAAAGUUUGAAGAAAAUAAAUUUGUACAAUCAAAUUUUAAUAAUAAUAUUAAUGGAAUAACGAGAAAAUUAUCACCAGGUGCUGAAGCUAGAAUAGAUACAUCUGUACAAACAGUCAUUGAAAAUGGGUUAUCAUAUUAUUCUACCAUUUAA
Molecule: messenger RNA, 1758 nt
Organism: Strongyloides ratti
Lineage: Eukaryota; Metazoa; Nematoda; Chromadorea; Rhabditida; Strongyloididae
Exons: 2
Coding region: 1-1758 (585 amino acids)
Source: RefSeq, a predicted model, not a curated record